UUCCCGUCGAUCUGCGUUCUUCGGCUGGGGGUUGGACCUAGGUUCGACGUCUGUUAACUACCCCGCAGACUGGUUUAUAAAUCAUCCUUGGGCGCUCCGACUAUUGCAUUAUCAUUCUGAAAGUGAUGAGCUCAGCGUUCUUUGUUCCGAUACGCUCUGCCUGGUCGUUAAGAUACCACACAGCCGGACCGCCGUUGCGACGACACGGCACGCCGCAAGGAGUUAUUCAAGCACCGUGUCGACAGUUCCUGCUGCAGAGGACAUAUUAUUAUUCGACAGGUUCUGGGCUCGAAAAUUCCCCAACAGCCAGUAUGCCGAACAAUACAAGCUCGAAGUCGAAGAAGCCAGCGAUUCCCAGGCCCAGCGCCAGCGUGAUACUGGUCUCGCCUAGGAACGAGAUUCUCCUGCUCCACCGUGUGCAGACGUCUUCGUCCUUCCCCUCAGCCCAUGUCUUCCCUGGAGGCAACCUGUCGUCGCAAGACGGCGAUCUACCCAGCAUAGACGAUCCUAAAAGACACGAUGAUGCACCGUGCUACCGACGUGGUGCACUCAGAGAGCUGUUCGAAGAGAGCGGGAUCCUCCUGGCAAAGGAGGGCUCUUCGUCACGAAUGCUAGCCGUCAGUGAGACUGCCAGACAACACGGACGACGGGCAAUCCAUCAGCAGGAGGUGACAUUCGAACAAUGGCUUAAAUCACAACAUGCAGCUGCUGAGCCAGAUACAGAGUCGUUGAUACCAUUUACGCACUGGAUCACUCCGAUCAAUAGCCCGAAAAGGUACACUACGCAAAUGUAUCUCUAUAUGUUACCUUUUCCGCAGGAACUGGACCGGCAGCUGCUGGGCGAUGUCUUGGUCGAGGGCCAACAGGAAGCCGUUCAAACCCCUACUGAUGACGGUGGCAUCGAGGUUACAGAAGCCCGAUUCUUACCUGCAUCCGAAUGGCUUCGGAUGGCGCGCAGCGAGGAGGCCAUUCUAUUUCCUCCACAGUUUCUGCUGCUUCACCUAAUAUCGCAGUUCCUCGACCGAGACCCAAGACCCGUCGAGUCAGUGGAGGAGCUGAAGAAGCGGAGAACAGAGCUGGUCGAGUUUGUCCACUCGGGGAAUCCACCAUGGACACACAAAUUCAUCUCGCCGAAGAUGCUCAAGAUGUCCCAAGACGGACGCAGCGUGCUGGCGCUGGAUGACCCGGGGCCAGAGCUGAAGGGGAGCGACAAGAAGGGGGAUGCAGACCUCGUUAUCGUUGUUCGAUUCCAACGGGAAGGAAUGCAAAAGGGAGGGAGUCCACGAGAGGUGGACGUAGUUUCCAGGAGUGAUGUAUUUCGAGAGACUAAGAUAUAACCAAGCAAUUACUCUCUGUGUACUUGUAACUUGAGUCUAUUGAGUCUGUUAAAAUGCCAGUUAAUGCCACGCCCUUUACAUAAGCAAAAUUGCUCUGUGCACGGAUUAGGCGACUCGGCCACGCACCGCGACAAGCCCUCGAUAAAAGGUCACAUGACCCACACAAACCCGCCGAACUUUGGUCCUCAGGUCACGC
Molecule: messenger RNA, 1533 nt
Organism: Penicilliopsis zonata CBS 506.65
Lineage: Eukaryota; Fungi; Ascomycota; Eurotiomycetes; Eurotiales; Aspergillaceae
Exons: 3
Coding region: 312-1337 (341 amino acids)
Cellular component (GO): mitochondrion
Molecular function (GO): hydrolase activity, acting on acid anhydrides, in phosphorus-containing anhydrides
Source: RefSeq, a predicted model, not a curated record